This is a messenger RNA of Fonsecaea erecta, 2529 nucleotides long. RefSeq lists its product as hypothetical. Bases 1 to 2529 code for a protein of 842 amino acids. The transcript has 4 exons. The record is from RefSeq and is a predicted model, not a curated record. Lineage: Eukaryota; Fungi; Ascomycota; Eurotiomycetes; Chaetothyriales; Herpotrichiellaceae.
AUGGACAAGCUCAAAACCAUGAUGCAAACCGGGGACAAAGAAGACGCCGAGAACUCGACGGGACCGACUGGUCGAUUGACAGGACAGGGCUCUCAUUUUCCCAAGAGCGAGGAACAACCUGUGGGUGCCGCAACAACCCCUCAGGGAAAUGUCAUCACAGGAGACACCCUAGGUGCACAGAAGACUCAUGCAGUAACUCCGGCGACUGGCUUGGUAGCCCCGAGUUCUGGUAUUGCUGCCAUUGGCGAGACCUCAACCUAUAGCUCCCAUACACUGCGUACAGGCGAUCCCGUUCCAAAUAUUGUUGACUCCAGAUCUGAAGACCCUACCACGUAUCGGGCACCGGAACACUCGUACGUGUCAAGCAAGGGCGUACCAGAGGGUGGUCCUUUGGCAGCCGCAGCCCUCGCAUUCCACAAGGACAAAGACUAUAGCACUUCUCACAUCCCAGGUGCAUUUCCCAAAGACACAACAGCCCAUGAUGCUACCACAAUUGCUCCUCCCCAUUUGACGUCGACAACAUCACCAGCCGAGCGAUCAGCGGUUUAUAGUGAAGCUGAGAAGACCAAAGUACCCGACGCAGCGGCAGCAGCUCAGUAUGCAACGAGAGCAGCCCCAGGAACUCAAGACCCAGUUUCGGAAGAGCCCCGACGAUCUGGGACAAUUGGUAAAAUCCUCGGUGCGGUGGGCCUGGGCACUGCGGCUGGUGGCGCUGUGGCCGCUACUUCGCGGGCAGAGGAGAAUCAACCGCACGCUAUCGCGGACACUCAUGAUCAGCCAACCACCACCACUGGUGUCGACUCAUACACUUCACCGAGUCGCUCGGGUGCUCCCCCAUCCCAUCAUAGGAAAGAGAGUAUUCCCACUACUGCUUACCCAGCAGGCGUUGACUCUCCUGCGCCGAUCAACGCUCCAGUCGGCGGUACAUCAUAUCUGACCGACCAGGACGAAAAAGAUCAUGCAGGCCGUAAUGCAGGGCUGGCCGCUGGGGCUGCGGGUGUUGGGGCUGGUGCAGCGGCAGCCGGCGUUUAUGCCAUGAAAGAUCGAGAGAAAGAUACAACAGGGUCCGACUUGCCUCUCCGUGAGAACAGUACUGCUGCAGCCCCAGCCGCGGCGGCCGUUCCGGCUUCAGAGAGCGCCGCCAGGACCACGCCUUCCAGCCAAACUGCAAAACAGCCAUCUGUUGCGCACGAAGCUACACCCGCUGCGGCUGGCGCGUCCAUUGUGCCUAACUAUAGUCAACACCAAGAUAAACUAGAGGCCCAGGCUCAGAAACACAAAGCGCAACAAGAGGCUACCCGUGCUGGGGCCGCAAGUAUCGGUGGUGGAGCAUCUGUUGCCCCUGAAUACACUGAACAGCAGAAUAGAGUCUCGGAGGAAACGGACCGGCAGCGACGCAACAGAGAGAAAGAAGCUGCGCUUGCUGGAGUUGCAGGUGCUGGAGUCGGAGCAACUGGGUUACACGAAUAUAACCAGCGGCAGGAUACAACGGAGAGAGAUGCUCAGAGACAAAAGGACUUAGCGGAACAAGAGGCUGCCCGUCAGAAGCAAUUCGAAAAGGACCAGAAGGCCGCUGAAAAGCUAGCCAAGAAAGAGGAGAAGCAACACCAAAAGGAGCUCAAGAAAGAGGAAAAGCAACACCAGAAGGAGCUGGAAAGGGAAGAGAAGCAACACCAGAAAGAGCUCGAAAAAGAAGAGAAAGCUCGGGACAAGGUGGCAGAGAAGGAAGAAAAACAGCAUCGUGACGAACUUGAGCGCGAGCAGAAGGACCGUGAAAAAGCUGCGGCCACCGCCGCUGCUGGUGCAGGUGUUGGUGCAGCAGCUGGCGCCGGUGCAUAUGAAGUGCACGAAAAGGAUAAACAUCCGCCUCCCACAACGGCGACCGAUGACGCCGGUCGUACGAAGCUGCAUAAGGAGCCAGAGGAGAAGAAGCCGGGUCUCUUGAAACGAAUUUUCAAGCGCCGCAAGAACAAGGACACUGGUGAAGAGGAGGAGUACGAGGACCAUGAGCAUGAGCCCGAGCCCGAGCAUGGCGACCAUCAUCUUGCCGCAGCUGGAGUCGCUGGAGGCACCGGUGCAGCUGUGGCUGGCACUGCCGCUGCCGCCUCUCACGAGCCACCGGCAACCUCAUACGAGGCACAGAGCGGCGGCCUUCAGAAACCAUCGUACAAUCCCUUCUCCAAGGACGAUCCAGCACACGAGCACGCAACGGCGUCCAACAGCGGCGCCGCUCAGCCCAGGAAGAGCAGCGUAGGCCCUGACGCGAUCGACCCUGCUACAACCCAUGUGCCCUACGACCCGGUCCACGACCCUUCCAGCCGGAAAUCCGUCUCGGAACAAGGUGGGCGGAUUGACCAGAUCGGCGGACUGACGGCGCAUCAUCAAUACGCUGAGGGCGAACAGAAACCCGGACUGGCACAUCGGAUCAUCGAUGCAUUGAAGCCGUUGCCCGACAGGGAGGAGCUGCAACACCAUGCGGAACAGUAUCAUCACAACGGCACCAGCCAUCAGCCUGGGACAGCGCAAUAG